GUCCCUCGCAGCUCUGCCGCCGUUUCCCUGCUCGCCGGCCGGGGACGGGGGACCCAGCCCUCCUCCGUGCCGGGGAAGCCGCGGAUCCCCGUCCAGGCUGCUCCGGCAGCGGCAGGUUGGUGCGCUCCUCUCCGGAGCCGUCCAGGGAGCCGCGGCUCGCUCCGCACCCCGGGCAGCGCCGGCGGCGGGGAGGCGAAGGGGGGCGAGACAGCCGGGGAGGCAAGAGGCGCCGCAAGACCCCCCAGGAGCGGUGCCUGCGGACGCCUCUCCCGCCGGCUCCUCGCAGGAAGGCACCGCCCGGGCCGCCCCAGGCGGACGGCGCGGCCCCUCGCCCGGCCCGGCUCCCCACCAUGCUGGACGGGCUGAAGAUGGAGGAGAGUUUGCAGAGCGCCCUGGACCCGGCCACCCCCUUCUCCUCCUUGCUGGGCAGAGCCGCGACCCCCAAAUCGGUGUGCGAAGGGUGUCAGCGAGUGAUUCUGGACCGGUUCUUGCUGCGCCUGAACGACAGCCUGUGGCAUGAGCAGUGCGUCCAGUGCGCGUCCUGCAAGGAGCCCCUGCAGACCACCUGCUUCUACCGCGACAAGAAGCUCUACUGCAAGCUGGACUAUGAGAAGCUGUUCGCGGUGAAGUGCGCGGGCUGCCUGGAGGCCGUGGCGCCCAGCGAGCUGGUGAUGCGCGCCCAGAAGAGCGUCUACCACCUGCACUGCUUCUGCUGCUGCGUCUGCGAGCGGCGCCUGCAGAAGGGCGACGAGUUCGUGCUGAAGGAGGGGCAGCUCCUCUGUAAGGGCGACUACGAGAAGGAGCGGGAGCUGCUGAGCUUGGUGAGCCCGGCUCUGUCGGAUUCUGGCAAAAGUGAUGAUGAGGACAGCAUCUGCAAGUUGGGUCAGGCCUCGGGGAAGGGCACUGAGGAUGGAAAGGAUCACAAACGGCCCAAGAGGCCACGGACCAUCCUGACCACGCAGCAGCGGAGAGCAUUCAAGGCAUCAUUUGAGGUCUCCUCCAAGCCCUGCAGAAAGGUGCGGGAGACACUGGCAGCAGAGACGGGGCUGAGCGUCCGUGUGGUGCAGGUCUGGUUCCAGAACCAGCGAGCCAAGAUGAAGAAGCUCGCCAGGAGGCAGCAGCAGCAGCAGCAGGACCAGCAAAACACGCAGCGCCUGAGCUCAGCCCAGACAAACGGCGGGGGCGGCGGCACAGGGCUGGAGGGGAUGCUGAACCCUUACACCGCUCUGCCCCCGCCCCAGCAGCUGCUGGGCAUGGAGCAGAGUGUCUACGGCUCCGACCCUUUCCGGCAAGGGCUCACCCCGCCCCAGAUGCCUGGAGACCACAUGCACCCCUACGGUGCCGAGCCCCUCUUCCACGACCUGGACAGCGACGAUACCUCACUGAGCAACCUGGGGGACUGCUUCCUGGGCACAGCAGACGCAGGGCCGCUCCAGGCACGAGUGGGAAACCCCAUCGACCACCUGUACUCCAUGCAGAACUCCUACUUCACCUCCUGAGCGCAGCAUGGUCCCCCCAGGAGGGGCCGCAGAGCUCCCCGGGGCUGGGAGGGAGGGGAGCGACGCUGCUGGGACGCCGUCAAAUAAUGUUGUAGCUUGGGAUUCCCAAGGAGCGAGUUAAGUUAUGGGUUACAUAGUUUCAUGUUUCUCUUAGGAGCCUAGGAUUAGGGACACGAGUGGUUUUUGCAGCUGGCUGGUGGAUUUUCAAAUUUCAAACGGGGGGACACAAAUUUCUCGUUGCGGCAGGGAGGGGAGGGGGAUUCUCCCGUAGGAGCAUCCCAGCGCUGAAUCCCAUCUUUAGGAAGAGCAAACUGCUGGUCCUCAUGGAGAAAACCUGCAGCAUCAGCUGGCCUUUGAAAUUUGGAAGGCUGACAAUGCUUUGGGGAAACACGAGGGGAAAA
This is a messenger RNA of Poecile atricapillus (Black-capped chickadee), 1900 nucleotides long. RefSeq names its product LIM homeobox transcription factor 1 alpha (gene LMX1A). The record is from RefSeq and is a predicted model, not a curated record. The transcript has 10 exons. Gene Ontology annotation, cellular component: nucleus. Gene Ontology annotation, biological process: regulation of transcription by RNA polymerase II; neuron differentiation. Gene Ontology annotation, molecular function: DNA-binding transcription factor activity, RNA polymerase II-specific; RNA polymerase II transcription regulatory region sequence-specific DNA binding. Lineage: Eukaryota; Metazoa; Chordata; Aves; Passeriformes; Paridae. Bases 351 to 1499 code for a protein of 382 amino acids.